UAAGGUCAAGGAGGGAGGUAGUGGCUGUGCUCUCACUCGGCUGAGUGGGCGAUGCUGUGGACGCUGGCCAGAGCGUUGGCUCUUCGGAGACCCGGCCGAGGCAGGGCCGGCUGGAGGGGGCUGUGGACCGGCCGCCCGCAGUCAGAUACUGAUAAUAUGAAGCCACUGGAGGGUGUGAGAAUUCUGGAUCUAACAAGAGUACUGGCAGGACCUUUUGCUACGAUGAAUUUAGGCGACCUUGGAGCAGAAGUUAUUAAGGUGGAAAGACCAGGAGCUGGUGAUGACACACGAACUUGGGGACCUCCUUUUGUGAACACAGAAAGUACAUAUUUUCUUAGUGUUAAUCGAAAUAAAAAAAGUAUAGCUGUUAAUAUCAAGGAUCCAAGAGGGGUGAGAAUCAUCAAAGAGCUUGCAGCCAUUUGUGAUGUAUUUGUGGAAAACUAUGUCCCUGGCAAACUUUCUGAGAUGGGCCUUGGGUAUGAAGAUAUAGACAAGAUUGCUCCUCACAUCAUCUACUGUUCCAUCACAGGAUAUGGCCAGACAGGGCCUAUGUCUCAGAGAGCAGGUUAUGAUGCUAUUGCCUCUGCUAUGUCUGGUCUGAUGCACAUUACAGGGCCCGAGGAUGGAGAUCCUGUUCGCCCAGGAGUGGCCAUGACUGAUCUUGCUACUGGCCUGUUUGCCUAUGGAGCCAUUAUGGCUGGUCUCAUACAACGUUACCGAACUGGAAAAGGACUGUUUAUUGAUUGUAAUCUACUGUCAUCUCAGGUGGCGUGUUUGACUCAAGUAGCUGCUAAUUAUCUUAUUGGCCAAAAGGAAGCAAAACGAUGGGGCACAGCUCAUGGCAGCAUUGUUCCUUAUCAGGCUUUUAAAACCAAGGACGGCUAUCUUGUAAUUGGAGCAGGAAAUAACCAACAGUUUGCUGUUGUAUGCAAGAUCUUGAAUUUGCCUGAGUUGAUUGAUGAUUCCAAGUAUAAAACAAACCAUCUUCGGGUGCAGAAUAGAAAAGAGCUUGUUAAAAUCCUAUCUUCACGGUUUGCAGAAGAAGUAACUGCCAAGUGGCUUUGUCUCUUUGAAGGAAGUGGGAUUCCAUAUGGUCCAAUCAACAGUAUGAAGGAUGUGUUCUCUGAAGCCCAGAACAAGAAAUUAUUCACAGUGCUUAUAUAUUUGAAGGAGAUAUGCUUCAUCCCAGUGUUGCACAAUGGCCUCAUUAUGGAGAUAAACCAUCCCACUGCUGGAAAAAUUUCAGUCCCAGAUGACUUCUUAAUUUCUAUGCAGUUCAUGGAUCCUUUUGGUCCAGCUGUGAGAUACAGCAAGUUCAAGAUGUCAGAGGCAAAGCCACCUCCUCUGUUGGGACAGCACACGAAACACAUCCUGAAAGAGGUCCUCAGAUAUGAUGACAGGGCUAUCGGGGAGCUACUCGGCUCCGGUGUGAUAGAACAACAUGAAACCAAGUGACAGAGGAGAAUGCAUUAGAAAGCUGGCCCUGGCUAGCCCAGACUACGCUCUGUGCAUGCCUUUCCCUGGUCUUGAUCCCUCUGAAUGGCAGAGUGAGAACUACAGAUUUCUUGCCUGGCAUCUCUGGGGUAACUUUAGAAUUAAAGUCUAGUGCCAAAUUAAAAGCUUACUACUUUGACUUUUUCCCCAGAAAAUAAUUUGUUGGUUUGUGGACUUUGAUUAAUUCUAUUGUUUCCAUCCAGAAGAAAUGAUGACCAUUAGGUGAUGGAAUGCUGUUCUGAUUUGAUUCCUCCACACAUGUAUGGGAACAUCAUAUUAUAAACUGUAGUUUCGAUUUGUCAAUUGAAAAUAAAACAAAACAUAAUUUUCUUUCUGAAAAAGCCCUCUUUAUUCUAAUUUCCUUAAUGCCCUAAAAUGUUUGCCUGUCCCCCACACGAGCCUGAAAAAAAGCAGAACUCUUGACAUUUUCUACUUGUACAUAAAGUCCUCAUUUAAAUCUUUGUUAGGAAGUCAAAGCAAUAAGCAGAAUGACAGCCUCUGUGAUUGAUUUUAAACAGUAUAACUUAAUUUCAAGCCCACAAACCCUUUGUUAGUCUGUAAUUUAAGCCACGAACUUUGCUGAUGUCUGUUGUAAGGCUGAGCUCCACUCUGCCCGUAAGGAGUAAAUAUUUGCUUUAUGUUGUAUUUCCCUGGUGAUAUUGUGAUGUGCAAUGGAAUAUCAAUUUCUACCUAUUCAUUUAGAGCAUGAGUAUUUGAGUACGUGAGAGGACAUAGUGGUUCCUCCCUUGUUACCAAAUUUUGAGACAUAGCCAGAUGCAACACUCUUUAAAUAAAUGUGAGGUGAUGCCUCAAAUGUUAAAGUGUAAAGAGUACCAAAUGGGGACAUGAUAGGACAUACUUCUUUGUAAUUUGAAGAUCUCUGUAGAAGAUAGUAGCGUGUGUUUGUGUUUUGAUUUGGCAGGAAUUCCACUUAUAGAAAUAUCUGUCUUGAAGAUAAAAAGUGACCAGGAUAUGUAAUUUAGAAUGAAUUGCCACAGAAAAGUACAUAGGCCAGGUUCAGACCAGGACAUCUGGUGCCACUUGGUCAGUGUCCUGGUAUAAUCUCCACUCAUGGCCAUUGGCACACAUACUACAAAGCACUGGCAUUAUAUGGUGAUAGUAAUUGAAAGUUAAAUUACAGAUGUUUGUCUUUCAAACUGAUUCAAAGCUGGUUUUCAUUUCAUUUGGGAUGGUUUGAGUCGCUUACUGGUUCUAUAAGUUACCAAAAUAAAAAGGAUACCAAAUAAAAAGUAUUUCUACAGAUUCUUCAGAGGAAAGCAUCCUACUUUUGGGGACUCCCCCAACUGCAGUUUUGCUGUUCAACUUGUUGUACUCUGAAGAACCCCUGUUAUUACUCCAUUAGAUAUAAUUUUGUCAUAACAUAGUAGUUUGAUGCCUUCUGCAUUCCUUUGCUUCAGUUCCUAAUUUGUAAAGACACAUAUGAGAUGUUCACAUUAAACUAGUCGUUUAAAGAUUUAA
Messenger RNA from Cricetulus griseus (Chinese hamster), 2973 nucleotides. NCBI's taxonomy places the organism in Eukaryota, Metazoa, Chordata, Mammalia, Rodentia, Cricetidae. The record is from RefSeq and is a predicted model, not a curated record.